Paralichthys olivaceus (Japanese flounder) is the source of this 1537-nucleotide messenger RNA. The record is from RefSeq and is a predicted model, not a curated record. Lineage: Eukaryota; Metazoa; Chordata; Actinopteri; Pleuronectiformes; Paralichthyidae.
GGAGGGCGUGGCCAUCAUGCUGGGCGUGUGCAGUAGCGGCCUGCUCGUCUACAGAGACAGACUGAGGAUCAACAGAUUCUCGUGGCCGAAGAUUCUGAAGAUUUCGUACAAAAGAAACAACUUUUACAUAAAGAUCCGACCUGGAGAGUUUGACCAGUUCGAGUCCACGAUUGGUUUUAAGCUUUUUAACCACAGAGCAGCAAAGAGACUGUGGAAAGUCUGUGUGGAGCAUCAUUCCUUCUUCAGGUUGGUGUCUCCAGAGGAACCUCCUAAGAAAUUUCUGUCUCUGGGUUCAAAGUUUCGUUACAGUGGUCGGACUCAGAUUCAGAGUCGCAGAGCCAGCGCUCAGAUCUCCAGACCUGCACCAAAUUUCCCACGAUGUGUCAGCAAGAGGAACAUGCUGAGCCGCAGCCUGGACGGAGGCUCGAGGACCACGCCCACGCCCUCUCUGAUUGGCUCUCCAGCCAUCACAGCCCUCCCCAAAGCCAACGGCGGUACACACACAGAUAUGGGUUCAGGACUGUAUGCAGCAUCUAAAUCCAUAGCUGUCAGUGACCUCAUCACCAUGGUAACACCUGAGAGGAGGACAGAGGAGAGGAGGGUGGAGCAAGAGGACGAGGUGCUCGUGGUGGAGGAGGUGGUGCAGGAGGUGAUGGAGGAAGAGGAGGAGACGAGAGCGACGGACAUUUCUCCUCCGACUCCUCACAAACAGGAAACCAAGACGGAGUUGACUGACACUGUGGACGGAGACCUGACAGCCACUGAGUCUGAUCAGGAUGAAGAUUUGAAAACUCAGGAGACAUUGAGUCCUGAGGAUGUCCAGAAACCUCAGAGCACCAUCAGCGCGCUCAGGCGCUCCUUCUUAGAGGGAGGGGGAGGAGGGGGGGUGACUGAAUGGGAGAGACGUCUUGCUGCGUCGCCGCUACGACGAAUCGACGACUCUCCGAUGAUCGAACCUCUGGAGCCAGAGGAGCCCCUCCCACUGGACAGCAGCUCUUCAGAGGAGGGCGGGGUCAUAACAAACCAACGAUCCCCUCAGCCAAUCAGAGAGAAGAGUUACACUGUGGGGCGGAGCUACGACACCACCUCGGGCAGGACUGUCACCAUGACAACUAGGGAUAAUAGCUCUGAUGUUGCCAUGACACCAAGCAUUGACCUGGACAGGCAGGUUCGAGUCAUUCCGCUCUCUGCUGCUGAUGAUGUCAUCACAGGGGGGUCACUGAUGACCAUCUGUGAGGUGAAGACGCCGAUCUCACCGUCAGAGCCCCUGUCCACCAUCUGUGUCGUCAUUAGUGAGACUGGAGGAAGUGGGGUCAGAGCGCUGGACCCCCGAGGGGCUGGAGGCUCAGUGAUGACCCCCCUCCUCCAUCCCAGAUCACCUGUGGAGGAGCUGAACCUAAGUCCUGCCCCCAGCAGGAAGUCACCCUCCAUGGCCAGAGUGGUACGCUAAUUGGCUGGUUGAUGAUUGUCAUGGAAACAAGCAUGAGGAAUAAACACAGUGUCCUCGCAGUGACAAGUUAACCCCCCCCACUGUGCU